UCUUUUCUUGACUUUCAUUCAUCUUGUUGCAUUUUCAAUAUCCUGUAAUUCUGUGUUUUGGAUUUGAAGGUUUCCUGUAAUUCGAUCUGCAUUGAUGAAAUUUCAAAACCUAUCUGUUUCGAUGAGGAACAUUAGGCCUAAACUAUGGAAAUCCAUCGUCUUCUCAUCGAGAAUAUGUUACAGAUCAGUUUGCAAUCAUCCAUUCAUGGUGGUUAUGAUGACUUUCAUGCUUUACAUGUACAGAUCAUUUCCUUAUUUGUUUUUCCUUUUCCUUUCUGCUUCUCCUGUUCUCAUUUCCACCGGUAUUCUGCUCGGAAUCCUUUUGAUAUAUGGCCAACCUAACGUACCUCAUGUUGCGAAGAUGGAACAAACGAUAACGCGUAAGGUUGAGCCUGUGAAAACUGCAGCUGCAGUUGGGAGAUUCACGGGGAAGUAUAUGGAGGAAACGAAUUAUUCAGAAGUAGAUACGGAAAGUGAAAUGGAGAAAGAAGACGGAAUUUCAACCGUUUUAGCGAGGGAGAUUCAAUCGGAUAAGCGGCCGAUUGAGGAGGUGAAAGUGUCGGGAUUUAUGGUGAAAAGAGGAAUUGAUGAAGAUAAGAUCGAUAGUAAGAAAGGUAUAGGAAAUCAUUAUUCGUUGAUACAGGAAGUGGUUGAUGAAGAUGAUGACGAAACAGGUAAAGAUAGGUCACCUGUGGAAUCAAUUGAUACGCGAUUGGCGGAUAUUGCUGAUUCGUCAGCUUCACAAGGAGAGGAGUCUGAUGAAGAUGAAGUGGUUUCAGAUACUGAGUCUGAUAGCGCUGAGAGUUCCAUACCAGAUCCAUCAAUGGCAGAUAUCAUGCCAAUGCUUGAUGAGUUACAUCCUCUUUUAGAUGAAGAUGCUCCUCAACCUGUACAUGUAACUGAUGACGAUGAUGAUGAUGAUGAUGAUUCUGCCUCUGAACCGUCUCAGAACAACGGUGAUAGUGCAAAGGAAUCAGACGAUGAAGGUGGUGAUGAUGAUGAUGAUGACGACGAAGAUGAAGGAGAAGAGAGUGGGAAAGAAGAUGCAAUGAAGUCUGUAAUCACAUGGACAGAGGACGAUCAUAAGAAUCUCCUGAAUUUAGGAAGUUCAGAGCUAGAAAGGAACCAGCGUUUGGAACACCUAAUUGCUAGAAGAAGGGCGCACAGGAAGAUUUCUGAAAGAAACCUAAUAGAUUUAGAAAGUAGUGAUCUUCCCUCUAGUGUUGCACACAUCUCCACAAAGAGACUUAACCCAUUUGAUCUUCCAUUUGACGAAUCAUUCGGUCUGCCUCUCAUUCCUGGAUCAGCUCCUUCCUUAAUGAUACCGAGACAAAACCCUUUCGACAUUCAAUUUGACCUAAACGAAGAGAAACGCGAAAGCAUUCAACAUCAACAACAACAAGCAGUCAAGCCUUCUCAACCAAAGGAGUCAUCUUCAUCUUCUUCUUCUGCUGCUCCUGCCUCCUCUUUCAGAAGACAUGAAAGUUUCAACAUGGGGCCAUCAGUAUUUGCACUUUCCAGACAAGAGAAGUUUGAUGCGAUUUUCAGACCUUACUAUUUUCAAUAUCAGUUGGGUUUGGAAGGGACAACAAGUUAUUCUUCAAUUCCAAGAAACGCAAGUGAGCCGAGCGAAUCUAAAGCUAGUUCUAACUCUACUUCGUCUGUGAGUGAUGAUGAUCAAGAGGAAGAUAAGAAACACAAUGAAGAAGAAGAUUUAUCAGAGGAGCCUAACAUUCUCUGCAAUUCUGAUUCAGAACACCAUCCUUUACAAAGUGUUGGUCAUGAUAUCGAAUCAUCAUCAUCGUCUUCAUCGUCAUUGAGCGAGGAUGCUGGGGAACGCUAUCAAACAGAGGACGACAACAACAGAAAUCAUCAUCCUGAACAAACUGAAAAAAUGUUGGAUGAAAGAGACCAUUCACCAAAAACAUUGGAGGAAAUUAGGACUGGGGAUGAAGAUGCAAAUCAGCAUAAGGAAAAGCCUGUUUACGAUUCAAGCCCAAAUUCAGUUCAACGAAGUCUUUUCGCCAAUUCUUCCGACUCAACCACAAUGGACAAUGGAGAAUCUGAUUCAGGUAACCGAAGCUUAGAGGUGGAUGAUGCAUCAUCAAAGGCGAUGCAGCCUUCAGACGAAGGACAGAAGAACAACGAUGGUGAUUCAAUUACUGUAGUUAAACACUGAACAACAAGAAGAACAAACUGCGACCAUUGAUGACACACGGUACAUAGAAGAAGAACCAGGUAUUCAUUCGAUCUUUCACUUUCACAAUUUGAGUAGAAGAUUGUAAAGAAAUGGAUGUCAUUUAUUUUUUAUAAGAGAAAAUUAAAGAAGGCUAGGCUAGCUAUAGAAGUUUUGUUUAUUUGUUUUGCAUUUGAACUAAUUCUUAAAUGUUACUUAGCAUUCAUGAAGAAGAGAUCAAUCAAUCAAUAUUGAUGGGUUAUUG
Molecule: messenger RNA, 2441 nt
Organism: Impatiens glandulifera
Lineage: Eukaryota; Viridiplantae; Streptophyta; Magnoliopsida; Ericales; Balsaminaceae
Product: dentin sialophosphoprotein-like
Exons: 2
Coding region: 95-2179 (694 amino acids)
Source: RefSeq, a predicted model, not a curated record